Orbilia oligospora ATCC 24927 is the source of this 468-nucleotide messenger RNA. RefSeq lists its product as uncharacterized. Lineage: Eukaryota; Fungi; Ascomycota; Orbiliomycetes; Orbiliales; Orbiliaceae. The record is from RefSeq and is a predicted model, not a curated record. The transcript has 2 exons. Bases 1 to 468 code for a protein of 155 amino acids.
AUGAAGUUCACCACCAUCCUCAGCGCCCUCGCAAUCCUCACCCCAGCUCUCUCCGGCAUCACCAUCGAGCGAUUACCGGAUGGCGUUGGCCUGAAAGCAAUCAGUGUUCCCGAUGAUGUAAGCAGGAUCAAAAAACGUAUGGGCGGUUGCAACCGCGACAAUUGUCUCCGCGCUAUGACCGCGAGGAUCUCCACCGCGUCUCAAUUCUGUCCUUCUUUUACUACCGAUACUGUGACGGCAACUACCGGGUUAGGGCCUUGGCAAACGCAGUGCGGUUCGAAUCCUACGAGAGUUAGUAGUGCUUGUAGUUGUCUUGUGCCGCCACCCCCAGAACCGACUUGUGGCAAACCAGGGGCCCAUUGUACUUCAUCGACAUUCAUUAAGGACUGCUGUGAAUCGGCGGUGGGUUGUGAUUGUAGAAGCUGUUACUUCCCGAAUGGGGAUGUUAAUGAUGGGUAUUGUGCUUGA